AUGCCUAUGCUCAAGAACCCCGCGGUCAAAUAUAGGCCAUACACCCCACUCGACCUCCACGAUCGUACAUGGCCGAGCAAGACUAUCACUAAGCCUCCUAUUUGGCUAUCUACAGACUUGCGUGAUGGAAAUCAGGCCCUCGCAAACCCGAUGUCUAUUGCCCAAAAAACUCGCUUCUUCCAGCAGAUUGUCAAGUGUGGAUUGAAAGAGAUCGAGAUUUCGUACCCUGCUGCCAGCGAAACCGACUUCCAGUUUACUCGUAAUUUGAUCGAGGGUGGGCUUAUUCCCGACGAUGUAUGGAUCCAGGUAUUGACCCCUGCUCGGGCCGACCUCAUUACCCGGACGUUCGAAGCUCUCGCCGGAGCCAAUAAAGCCAUUUUGCACAUGUACAAUGCGUGUUGCCCCUGCUUCCGUGAUGUCGUAUUCCGCAACUCGCAAGACGAAACCGUCGAGCUUGCGGUCACACAUACUAAGCUUGUACGAAAACUCGUUGAUGAAUACUCAGCCAAGUACGGCACCCAGUUCAAGUAUGAAUACAGCCCAGAGACGUUCUCUCAAACUGAGCCAGAUUUUGCGGCUCGCGUUUGUGAGGAAGUCAAGAAGGCCUGGGGCAAGGCAGGCCUCGCCGAGGAAAGGAUCAUAUUCAAUUUGCCAGCGACCGUCGAGAUUGCGACUCCGAAUCAUUAUGCGGACCAGAUCGAGCUCUUUGCGCGGAGUAUUUCCGAGCGAGAAAAGGUUAUUAUUAGUUUACAUCCUCAUAACGAUCGAGGCACCGCGGUUGCCGCUGCUGAACUCGCCAUGAUGGCUGGGGCCGACAGAGUAGAGGGCACCUUGCUCGGAAACGGCGAACGGACCGGCAACGUUGACAUUGUGACUCUUGCUCUUAACCAGUAUAGCCAAGGUGUCUCGCCAGGUCUCGACUUUAGCGAUUUGCAGGCCGUUAUCGAUGUGGUGACUGCUUGCACUGAGCUACCUGUUCAUCCUCGACACCCUUAUGCAGGCGAACUCGUAUUCACUGCUUUCUCCGGCUCACAUCAAGAUGCGAUCAAAAAGGGCUUCGAGGCGCAGGCCAAACGUCAUGCAGCCGAUAUCAAAACAGGCAAUAUGCUAUACUGGGAAAUCCCAUAUCUGCCUAUUGAUCCUGCAGACCUUGGAUGCACCUAUGAAGCAGUCAUUCGCGUCAAUUCGCAGUCAGGAAAGGGAGGAAUUUCGUACUUGAUCAAGCAGGCUUUGGCUCUCGAUCUUCCUCGUCGUAUGCAAGCGUUAUCAGAAGAGACUGGAAAAGAAAUAACAAUGGAAGACAUCGUAUCUUCCUUCAAGAAGACAUAUCGCUUUGGAGGCGGAGUUUAUGAAGGCCGUCUGGUCUUGAAGUCCUUUACUCUAUCCGAGGUUCCACCCUCAAGACCAACUUCGCCUAACCAAGAGAACGGAGUUCAUGACACAGGUCGCCGUUUCGAAGGGAAGCUCUUGGUCGAUGGUGCAGUACGCAUGAUUCGUGGUGAAGGCAAUGGUCCUCUUUCUGCUCUUCUCGAUGCCCUGUAUGGGCACUUGGACCUGCACCUUUCUGUUCGUGAAUACUCUGAACACUCUAUCGGAGAAGGAACUUCUGUCAAGGCCGCAUCCUACGUUGAACUUGUUAAACCGGACGCAGAUCCCAAUGACAAGACUAUUGGCGGAUAUUGGGGAAUAGGUGUUGAUGCUAAUAUAGCUGCAUCCGCUCUGCGCGCUGUAAUUAGUGCCGCGAAUAAUGCCCUCGGGAGCGACCCUGUUACCCCAGCCAAGGCUCACAUUGUCGAAAGCGAGGCAGACAUUGCCACGGCGGUCUACGAUAGCUUGUCAUUGGAAUUGCCAAGACAUUUGCAAACUGCCUUCCUCAAAGUUACGAAACUCAACACGUCUCUACCAAUGACAUACGAAUACGAUCAAGUUUCGCAGGGACCGUUUACUCUGCGCGAGUAUGCAAUCCUCAAAAAAGAUGCCCAUACGCGAAGGUUCGAGGGAAUUGUUUCCAUCGCUGGACAGAACGAGGAAGUUAUUGGAGAAGGAAACGGCCCGUUGUCCGCAUUCCUUGCCGGACUGCAUGCCCACCUGAGCAAGAACGCACGGACCCCUCAAACACCUGGGGCCGAAUUGCACGGCCAGAUCGAAAUUCGUGAGUUUGCUCAACACUCGAUUGGAACUGGGUCAAGCGUCAAGGCCGCGUCGUACGUCUUGCUCGGCAUGGAUGCUGCAUCGAAUCGCCGAACCGCGUGGGGCAUUGGAGUCGACGAAGACAUUUCAGUCAGUGGUCUCAGGGCUGUUUUGAGUGCUUUUUUGAAGUUAUCACAACAAUUCGACCCUGUAUGCGCCAUGAGGCAUAAUGUUCACACCGUUGUAAUGGUAACCCGCCGCGGCACUCGGAUAAAUACGACCACACAAGUUGCUGCAUUCCGACUCGUCCAUUCCUUCGAGAAACUGUAUAAAGCACGUAUUCUACACACGAAACUUGAGGACCGUAAUACUACUCAUCUCUUCUUAACUUGGACACAUAUUUUAGACAUUGUUGUUGUGAUGCCGCACCAAGGACCAUAUGUUCAACCGGGUGAUACCCUAGAAGGAUUCCUCAGAUAUUUCUGGCAAAGUCAGAUAGCUACCGCCGAGCGAGAAGAGCCUGACUUCAAGCAUCCUCCUCUGCCAUUGGCUCGAAUUAAGAAGGUUAUGAAGAGUGACCCCGAAGUAAAAAUGAUAUCAGCAGAUGCACCUAUCCUUUUCUCCAAGGCCUGUGAAAUUUUCAUCUCGGAAGUCACCGCACGUGCCUAUCUUGUCGCAGAACAGCAUAAACGCCGCACACUUGCCAAAGCCGAUGUCGCGCGAGCCCUGAGCAAGAGCGACCAAUUUGACUUUCUAAUCGAUAUUGUGCCUCGCGAGGAGGGCUCGAAACGCAGUGCCCGCGGUGGACUAAACCGAAGCGAGCCGAAGCCGGGUCCUUCGGGAUCUGGGAUUGCUGCUGCGACUGACAGCACGCUGACCACGGAUACGGGUGCUAUUCUAUCGGACAAUGUUCAAGCCACUGAGGAUUUACUGGAAGGGGAACAAACUAAUGCCGGGUUAAUGGCGCAGCCCAUCCCAGGGUAUCCCGUUUCGGGAUCUGUGAACUUUGCUUACCCUCCCGGAAGCACGCACCACCAAUAA
Messenger RNA from Rhizoctonia solani, 3171 nucleotides. Its product is annotated as 2-isopropylmalate synthase. Gene Ontology annotation, cellular component: mitochondrion. Gene Ontology annotation, biological process: L-leucine biosynthetic process. The record is from RefSeq and is a predicted model, not a curated record. Gene Ontology annotation, molecular function: 2-isopropylmalate synthase activity; protein heterodimerization activity. Bases 1 to 3171 code for a protein of 1056 amino acids. The transcript has 13 exons. NCBI's taxonomy places the organism in Eukaryota, Fungi, Basidiomycota, Agaricomycetes, Cantharellales, Ceratobasidiaceae.